AUGAACACACCUGGCGCCACACACCAUCAAAAGUUUGAGAGCAAAAUGAUGGACUUGAGAGUAGGUAAAAAAUACAGAAUUGGCCGCAAGAUCGGCUCCGGCUCGUUCGGUGACAUUUAUCUCGGAACAAACAUCAUCUCGGGUGAAGAGGUCGCCAUCAAGUUGGAAAACAUCAAAGCUAAGCACCCACAAUUGGAAUACGAAGCCAAGGUCUACAAGGCCUUGAGCGGCGGUGUAGGCAUUCCGUUUGUUAGAUGGUACGGCACUGAAUGCGACUACAACGCCAUGGUGAUCGACCUCUUGGGCCCUUCUCUUGAGGACCUUUUUAACUACUGCAACCGUAAGUUUACCUACAAAACUGUCUUGCUUUUGGCAGACCAGCUCAUUUGCAGAAUCGAAUACAUCCACGCCCGCUGCUUCAUCCACAGGGAUAUUAAACCCGACAAUUUUUUGAUGGGUAUUGGCAGACGCGGCUCUCAAGUCAACGUCAUCGACUUUGGCUUGGCUAAAAAGUACAGAGAUCCUAGAACCCACUUGCAUAUUCCUUAUAGAGAGAACAAAAAUUUGACCGGAACUGCCAGGUACGCUUCUGUGAACACACACUUGGGUAUCGAGCAAUCCAGAAGAGAUGACUUGGAGUCACUUGGAUACGUUCUCAUUUACUUCUGCAGAGGUUCUUUGCCUUGGCAAGGCUUGAAAGCAGCAACCAAAAGACAAAAGUAUGAUCGUAUUAUGGAAAAGAAGAUGACUAUACCUAAUGAUGUGUUGACAAAGGGUUUACCUGUUGAGUUCUUAGAGUACAUGAACUACGUCAAGAACUUGCGCUUUGACGACAAACCUGAUUACGGUUAUUUACGGAAGUUGUUCAGGGAUUUGUUCAAGAGAGAAAACUACAGAUAUGACUACGUUUUCGACUGGACCUUAUACAAGUUCCAACAGCAGGAGCGCCAAAAGGAGUACAAAGUUGCCGAUGGCCAAAUCGACCAACUCCAGCCUCCUCCACAAACGCAAACUCAACAACCCCAACUUCAAAGUCAACACAAGCUUCAGCAACUGCAACUCCAACCUCAACAGCAGCCUCAACUUCGUCAACAAUUCCAACAUCAACCACAGCAGCAACAACAAUCGCAGCUCCACCAACAACCACAGCACAAUCUUGGUCAAUUACAGAAGCAAAUACCACAAUUGGGUCUACAACAACAGGGUCUUCCCAUUGUACGCCAAGCUCUCGAUGGAAAGCAGGAAUUGAAUGCUUCUAUGGCUCAGGGUGGCUUCCAACAGGGCGCCCGUGCUGCUGCAACUGGAAACAACCAGAACGCCAUGUUUGACGAGUCAGCCUGGAACAAAACUUCUGACUAUCCAGAUUAUGAAUCCAAGAACAACCCAGCUUGGAUUUAA
Molecule: messenger RNA, 1398 nt
Organism: Australozyma saopauloensis
Lineage: Eukaryota; Fungi; Ascomycota; Pichiomycetes; Serinales; Metschnikowiaceae
Gene: HRR25
Product: serine/threonine protein kinase
Exons: 1
Coding region: 1-1398 (465 amino acids)
Biological process (GO): signal transduction; peptidyl-serine phosphorylation; endocytosis
Cellular component (GO): cytoplasm; nucleus
Molecular function (GO): protein serine/threonine kinase activity; ATP binding
Source: RefSeq, a predicted model, not a curated record